AUGUUCUCUCUCUUUUCCCUCAGUGAACAGAGCAUCUGCCAGGCGCGGGCCUCGGUGAUGGUCUACGACGAUGCCAGUAAGAAAUGGGUGCCCAUCAAGCCUGGGCAGCAGGGCUUCAGCCGCAUCAACAUCUACCACAACACUGCCAACAACACCUUCAGAGUGGUGGGCGUCAAACUGCAGGACCAGCAGGUGGUGAUCAACUACUCCAUAGUGAAGGGCCUGAAAUACAAUCAGGCCACCCCGACCUUCCAUCAGUGGCGUGACGCCCGCCAGGUCUACGGGCUGAACUUUGCCAGUAAGGAGGAGGCCACCACCUUCUCCAACGCCAUGCUGUUCGCCCUCAAUGUCCUCAGCUCACCCGACGGUGGAGGUCCAGUUGUCCAGCGUCAAAAUGGGCCCUCCUCAGAGGAAAGCGAGGCACAGAGGAGGAUGAUGGAGCAACAUCAGAUGCACAAAGAGAGGGAGCGACGAACGUCAGGAUCAGUCGUUUCCACUCUCCAAUAUAAAGUCUCCACCCCACCCACCCACCCAGACACUCCUCCUGAGUACAGACAGUACAGGGCUAGCACACUGCCACCCUCCUACGUCCGUGUGGCCUCUUCCUCUCCUCCCUCCUCCGCCUCCUCCUCUCCCUCUCAGGAGAAAGAGGCGGGGGCUGCUAGGGACAAGGCUCAGCUCUCCUCUCAGCUCUCCACCUCACUCGCCUCAGCCUUUUCCCCAGUCCAGGCAGGAGUGACCACCCAGGGCCGACAGGUCCGUCAGAUCCCCCUGUCUCCUCCCACAGCAGCCCGCCACCUACACCUUCAACAACAACUGCAGCAACAAGACAUCAUGCUCCCCCCUAAACACGGCACCUGGUCCGCCUCCCAUUUGCAACAAAUGUACGCCCAGUUGCCCCCUUCCUCCUCCCCUCCAGUUAUGAUGGCCAUGCCUGUGAAGCAGGGUUUGCCCUCACAGCCCGUCCUGCCGAUGGCUCAUCCCCUCCCACCCCUGAGCACUAGGAUGAAGCCCCCACCUCUUGACCCGAGCUCCAUGACAGGCCCUCACCAGUACCCCCAGCACCAGCCCCACCCUCACUCCAACGGCCAGCCAGACGACUCCUACUCUCCUCAUUCUCAGCAUCUGCCACUCACCCCACAGUACUGCGAGGCCGUCCCCAUGCCUCCUCUGAUAGGUCAGACAGCCCCAGGCCCCGCCCCUAGUCACCAACCCCAGUACGCAUCCACUUUCCACCCUCAGCAGCAACAGCAUCCGCAACAACAACAACAUCAGCAGUUGUUCUACCAACAGGCCCAGCCCCCCACCACUACUACCUCCUCUUCCUCACCCCCCUCUUACACUGCCAUGUCUGAUGGGGGCUCGCCCAAGAAGACCCCCUCCCCCGUCCCCCAGCAGGCCCCCGUGGUCAGCAGCAGCCCCCCUGUCUCUGCAGGUCACCCAUCUAUGCUUUCUGUGGCGCCUCCUCCAGCUGCAGUUCCAGCACCCAUGGCUGGUCCUCCAGCCCCACCACCACCACCAGGUCCACCUCCCCCAAUGGCAGUGCCCCCACCCAUGCCCCCUCCACUGCCCACUGGUGGAGGGCCUCCUGGGGGCCCACCUGGGGUCCAGCACCAACCUUCAGGACUAGCUGCAGCACUGGCGGGAGCCAAACUACGUAAAGUGCAUAGGGAUGAGAGCAGUCCGCCCGGGUCUAGUGGCAAAAGUGACUCCAACCGGUCUAGUGGUGGCAGUGGUGGUGGUGGGGAAGGACUGAUGCAGGAGAUGAAUGCCUUACUAGCUCGCAGACGGAAAGCUUCAGAAAAACCUGAUGAAGAUGACUCCAGUGGUCGAGGGCCAGGUCAUCAGAACUCAACAGAUGCUGUGAAGAAGCCAUGGGAACGAUCCAACUCUGCAGACAAGUCGUCUCUGGUGUCCAGGGUGAGACCCAUUGGCAGCACUAGUGAAGCUGACACAGAAUUUGACAGGAUGAAACAGGAAAUUUUGGAUGAAGUUGUACGCGAGUUGCAUAAGGUGAAAGAUGAAAUCAUUAACGCCAUCAGACAAGAAAUCGGCAGAAUCAGUACAUCCUAAUCUCAUCUGAGCAACAGUAGGAGAGCAAGAGGAGGAGCUGGAGGUGGAUGGACAUGCAGAUGCACAGACGUGAGGACCAAGGAAUGUUCUCUCAAUGUUUCUGUGACCUCGCGAUGCCAUGAUGCAAGUUGCAGAGAUGUUGUGCCAACAUUUGAGUCUGCUGGACAGCGAAAAAAUGGAAGAAAGAAACAGAGAAGAAGCGAGAAGGGGGUUAAUGAGAUAGAGGAGCAGAAGGAACAGAAGGAUGGAUAAAGAACGAUUAAAAGGACUGAUGAACUCAAACAGAGGAUGAGAAUGUACUAAGAUGAAAGGAUGGACGGACGUUCGUGCUGAGUUUGGUGUUGUGGUCCUCUCUGUGCACCUAUAGACUCAGUCAGCCCAGUUUUGCAGCUCUUUGUUCUCUGUUCAGUCCAAGUCUUAAGAAGAAAAUAUUUUUGUUUUCUAAGUUUUUACUGUUUUAUUAUUUAAAAACUGUGGUGAUAAUGAUGAUGCUGUUGAUUACAAUGAGUAUUUUAUUGAUAUUAUAGAAGGAGAAAGGAAUCUUGCACAGCAUUUAUGUCAGCCUUUUAUAUUUUCUAUUAUUAUUUUGUGGUUAGUUUAUCCCUAACUAUUUGAUGAUAACAAGCACAAUACGGGCAUCAUGGUGCUGCAGACUCACCUGCCCCAGACUGGCAUAUAUAAAAAAAAAACAAAAAAAAAAAGAAACUGGCUUUUUAUGACCUUGU
Micropterus dolomieu (smallmouth bass) is the source of this 2798-nucleotide messenger RNA. RefSeq names its product Enah/Vasp-like a (gene evla). Lineage: Eukaryota; Metazoa; Chordata; Actinopteri; Centrarchiformes; Centrarchidae. Bases 1 to 2073 code for a protein of 690 amino acids. Gene Ontology annotation, molecular function: SH3 domain binding; profilin binding. Gene Ontology annotation, biological process: positive regulation of actin filament polymerization; actin polymerization or depolymerization. The record is from RefSeq and is a predicted model, not a curated record. The transcript has 13 exons.